This is a messenger RNA of Ceratitis capitata (Mediterranean fruit fly), 4404 nucleotides long. RefSeq names its product leucine-rich PPR motif-containing protein, mitochondrial (gene bsf). The record is from RefSeq and is a predicted model, not a curated record. Gene Ontology annotation, molecular function: protein binding. Lineage: Eukaryota; Metazoa; Arthropoda; Insecta; Diptera; Tephritidae. The coding region runs from base 123 to 4310 and encodes 1395 amino acids. The transcript has 7 exons.
AUAUGUUUUUGAUUAUGAUUUGCUUAGAACGGCAACUCUAAAUCCUCUUUCUCUUCGAUUACUUCAGAUUGACAGACAGACAUCUCUUUUCUUGUCACAUCCAAUCUUCCAGAAGGCGAGCAAUGGCAUCAAUUUUACGAACGGGGAAAUUUAUCCGAUAUUUUGCUGGUUUCACACGAAAUUUCGUGGUAGAUUCCGUCAGACAAAAUGAAAAUGGAAGUAACUUGCUACAAAGUGCACCUAGUGUCAGCAUACAAUUUCAGCAUGGUUUCGCUAGUAAUCCAGCACCUAAGUCAGACUUGAACUUGGAGAAGCAGUUGAGGCGAUUAGACCAGGAUGUGCGCCGUAUCGGAAGAAUUUCUCGUCGCGAUAUUGAAGAAGUACUGGAGGAGAUCCGAAGUCAACGAUCAGCAACCAGUUCACAAUCACUUCUUGUGAUAAGAUGCUGUGGCAACUUGGUACCCGAAGAAAUGCCAGAGGUGCGCACAGCUUUGGUACAGGAAAUUUGGAAAACCUUAAACGCCUUGAAUGUGCCCAUGGAUAUCUCACACUAUAAUGCGCUUUUGCGUGUCUACUUGGAAAACGAACACCAAUUUUCACCGACCGAUUUUCUAUCUGAAAUUGAGUCAAAGAAUAUUGAGCCGAAUCGAGUGACAUAUCAGCGAUUAAUUGCUCGCUAUUGUCAGCAAGGCGACAUUGAUGGUGCCACACGGAUAUUAGAAUUUAUGCGUUCGAAAAAUCUGCCAGUCAACGAAAAUGUAUUCAAUUCUCUCAUUCUUGGGCACUCGCAGGCAAAUGAUUUGGAAUCAGCUAAAGGAAUUUUAACGGUAAUGAAGCAAGCAAAUUUAGAGCCUAGCGCAGACACGUACACGACCCUCCUGUGCUGUUAUGCACGUCAUGGUGACAUCGAUGCUAUACUUAAUACAUUGGAUGAAUGUGAAAAGGCCGAAAUAAUCUUGUUGGACAAAGAUCUUUUGGAUAUUGUUUAUUCACUCAGUGUUAAUGGCCACUCAGAUAAAGUCCAGCCAGUAUUGAAGAGAUUGCGCAUUACGACUGGAUUCAAUCAAGACGCAGUAAAUGUCAUAUUGCGCUUAGUUAAUAAAGGUUUUGAAGAUGUAGGUCUACAAAUUCUACGUACCAUGCCAAGGAGUACACGUCCCGAUGGCCAACUUGUAGAUGCGGGAGUAUUCUUUAUUAAGCAACUUGUGAAAGUCAACCGACCAGUGGAAAAAAUUUUAAAUAUAUGCAAGCAACUACAAGAUGAAGGUCUGAAUCCCAAAGCUCUUUUGAUUGCCACGGAAGCGGGUCUUAGUAAUGGUGCAGCUUCGAAUGCAUUACCUUUAUUGCGUGAAAUGAAGAGCGCAGGAUUUCCGAUUCGUCAGCACUACUUCUGGCCGUUAUUUUGCUCUGCCGAAACGAACCAAAUUAUAAACAUCAUACGUCACAUGAAAGACGAAUUCGCGCUAAACCCAAAUUCUGAAACUUUACGUGAUUAUGUUAUACCCAAUUUAAAGGAGAAGAAUUGGGAAAAAAUUGUUACACUAUUACGAGAUGCUGGCGUAUCAAGUGCUAACGCUGCAGCUUCUGUUGCAUACGCAGCUUUAGUGACAAAUCAUCUGAAGCCUGCUGCUAACGUUAUGGAAUCAUAUCGCGCUUAUUACGCACCUUUCUUAUUCAGACAGCCUUUGGUACAUGCGCUUUCGACGACAGAUGAUUACAACUCUUUUGUUCGUGCUGUUAGACAGCUCUACGAAAGUGUACAAACUCGUACAACUAACGGGCAGCGUGUUGAACAAGAAGAGGGCCAUGAGGUUGAAGCAAAUUCUGAAGUCGUCGAAACUGAGAGUUCUAAUCAAAGUUUUGACGUUGUUGGUGCUGUACUGAAUGACGUAAGUGUGUAUUUCCGCCGCAAUAGAGUUGAAGUUUUGGGCAAAGUUCUUCCUGCCUUAGUAAAAGAAGGAUUGUCCAUAAGCAACAAGAAUGCGGAUCGUAUUUCAGAACGUUUGGGGUCUGAAAUGACUACUGAGAUUUCUGAAAACUUGGCCAAACUUAGCUCGGGUGAUUUGGAAGUAUCGCCUUUGAAAAGUGCUGAACCACGUAAACGUAGCUUGGAUUCUUUAACUAUUGAUGAACUUGAACGUUUCAUCACUAAUGUGGAGGCAAAAGGAGAAAAUGCUAACAAUUUGAAACGCCAACUGCUGAACGCUUGUUUCAGAGCUGGUAAUCUGGAGAAGACAUUGCAAGUUAUUGCUAAAUUGGAGGCUGACAAGUUCACUAUUCCUAUUGGUAUUUGGGCGCAGCUGAUAGAUUUAUACGCCACAGAGAGCAAAACAGCAGAAGCUCUCGAACUGUAUGAAAAAAUGAAAUCAAAGGAACCUGAGUUCGUACUAGAUAAUCAGAAGACGGUGCACAUUUCUCAGCUGCUAAUAAAUGAAGAGCGAUUCGACGAUGCCAUUAAAUUCUUGGAGCGUAAUAAGAAAGAAGAAGUAAUUCCAGAUAACGAAGGCUCGUUUAACUAUACAUCAACUGUGUGGCGGCUAUUAAAUAACUUGGCAGAAUCUGGACGCGCUGAACAACUACAAAAGCUCUUUGAUGUGCUAGUAGCUGGAAAUUAUAUCUAUCCCAACAAUGUGAUUUUGGGGCCGCUGAUAAAAGUACAUCUUAUAAAUGACAACGUUCAAAAUGCAAUGGAGGCAUUUGAGGAAAUUUGUGAAAAAUAUAAAUCUACACCGUGGAAAAAUGAACUUGCAUGUCGCCUUAUACAGAAGGAGGAUGCUGCCAAUCUUCAGAAACUGACUGAUUUAAGCACAGGUAUUCACGGUGAAGUAAAUAGUCUGUAUGACUUGGUGUUUUCCUUCGUUGAAUGUGGACGUAUUCGUCAAGCAAGAAAGAUUUUAGAGACACCUGGUCUUCGUACUCGUCCACAACGUAUCAACCAUGCAUGUGAACGUUAUAAAAACGAGGGUAUGAUAGAACCACUCGAAGGGUUGGUUGAAGCGACAAAGGAUCUGAAUCAUAUUGAUCGUAAUAAAAUCUACUAUAAUUUAUUGCUAAGCUAUUGCAAAUCGGAAGAUGCAGAAAAAGCCUUGGGUCUUUGGACUAAAAUGCAGGAAGAAAAUAUAGCACCCACUGAUGCUUUCCUCAAUAAAUUAGCGGAUCUAUUGAUCCAGAAAAACAUGAAUGUACCGUUUGUUGUACCAAACAACGAAGCAAUUACUUCAACUAAAUCCAAAAAUAUUAAAAGUGUUGAAUCUGCUAAUACAACAAAGAAACCAUCUGCUAAAUCGUCAUCCAAUUUAUCCCUUUUCCGUAAAGCUAUCAGUACUGGUAACAUAGAAAAUGCCCUCAACAUUAAAAAUCAAUUACAAUCUAAUGAAAUUGUAAGUGUUACUGAUCUUUCUCUUCUAAUCGAGCAACUCGUACGGGCCGAGCGCCUAACUGAGGCCUCCAAAUUUGUGGACGAACUUUUAGCAGACAAACGUUAUCCAAUCCCGAAGAUCUUUAAAUUUUACUUAAAUAAACUCGCUGCUGCCGGGGAUGUAUCUGCAUUGCAAAGGAUUGGAGAACAAUUAACUGACGAACAAAAGAAGAUCGUUUCCUUUGACAAUCGCUUUUGCCAUUCUAAUAUUGUAGCUGGUAAAACUGACCAGUACUUACAGUCACUUUAUGAUCAGAUAUCUGCGGUAAAGACACCAGAAGAAGCAGCUAAACUAGCUGAUAAGUUCCCGCGUGGUGGUGCUCUAGGUAUUUUGCAACAAAACCCUCAAUCAUUAUCAUUGUUCGAAAAACUUGCAGAAAAAUAUGCUGAACAUAAACAAUUAGGCCCUGUUAAUGUGCUUUGGAUGCAUUUACUUUCUCUAGGCGAUGAGGCAGCGGCUAAGUCGAUUUGGGAUAAAUACCUCUCGAAUGCGCCACGCCUCAUGUUCCAACGUGUUUUGCAAACAGCAAGGGAGCAAAAGGACGAAAAACUUGCAGCGACGGUGAUCAGUCAAUUGCGUGAGUCUAAGAUAUCCGAAGGAGCAAUCGGAAAUGCUUAUUCCUGCCUGAUCGACAUUCAUACAACCAAUAAAAACGUUGAUAAAGCUUUGGACACGCUGAAAACUGCAAUCAAAGAUGUAUGUUUAGAAAAUAUAAAUCGUACUGCACUUUUGCGACUUAAAACUGCUCUGCAAGAGCAAAAUAUGGAAUUCCCUUUCGAGAUUCCAGAAAAGAAGUCGCAGAAAGAUAGCAGCAGCAGUUCACAAUCAUCUGAUGAUGACGUUACACCAAAGCGACCUGAGACAAGACCAAUUACACGGCCAACUAAGUAAUAAUAAUAUAUUUAAAUAUGUUCGUAGCCCCUAACAUUAAACCAUAAUUGUUGCUUUCUAUUUUACUUUAAAUAAAUGCUAAGUAUUCCAUGUA